UGGGGGGGAAAUACCAUCAUCAGUUGCUCAGUUGGAGUGCACAUACAUCUAGGCCGGCACACUUUUUUGCUCGGUCAUCUCACGCAACAUUCUCAUUUUAAUCUAUGCAGCUGUGUGCACUGGCUUUGUGCCGUCUCACAUUUGUAUUACAUAGCAGAACAAAAACAACAAAAAAUAUUUGUAUGUAACCACUUGAUCAUUUAUUUGCUUUGACUGUUUUAUUUUCACCAUACCCGGCCUUCCACUUUGAGUUGAUGCAUUACCUGUUUGUCUGUAGAUCUUCAAAGUAGGGGUGAGCCAUUGUGGAGAGGUGUGCUACUUCCAAUGGCUGACGUCAUGUACUUCUUCACACUGCACAAGUUUAGACUAAAUAAUCAGCAUCUCUGCUGGUUGCAGCUGUUGCACUUUAUUUUUGCCUCAUUUGUUUCUAAACAUCAGUUCCUAUCCCUACUCCAACCCCAACCUUCAGGCCACUGGGAAACUUUCAGGCGCAAUGACAAAAAAAACAACUACAUUUGUAAAUAACUGCAUCAAAUUGUAUGGAAAUGCAUAUCAUUUUUUUGGAAAUUUGGGCCAUUAUUUGAUUCCAAAAAUAAUAUACAGUUAGAAACCUCAGAGUUUUUGCACAUUUGUUGUUUUCCUUCAUUGUGUUCCGGCGAGCGGCGACCCCUCCCGCUUUGUUUUACAGCCCUUGAACGCACCAUAGUUGUGUGUGUAUGCUAACUUAUUCCCAAGCUGCACCGAUAGACUACUAUACUGUAUUUUUCCAGUUUUUUACCUCGUAUUUGGUCCCAAAUGCUGAUACUGUGCAGGAAUGCAUCAAGGUCAGGUUUGAUGACGUUAUUGAGUGCUAAUGUGCAUAUUUGUUCGGUGCACAACCUCAAGUUAAUUCAUGCCAGCACACUGCCUGUUACCACCCACAUCAAACAGCAACGUUAUAAUCUUUUCUCUGAAAAACAAACUCCAGGCUCAUACUGGUGGAUGUUGGUACUGUAUUCAUUUUGUGCUAUUAAUUUGAUGUUGUCCCGGUCUUAGUUUCACACAAAUAUAUAACAAUAUACAAGUUAAAUUAGAUUGCUACUGUAUACCUAUACUAUACAACGUAUUCUGUAAAACGGUGACUUAAACUCACUGACGAGGAACAGUGAAAGAAGAAUCAUAUCGAUAAUCAGUCGUCAGAUUAAAUAUCGCAAUAGUUUGAUAUAUCAACAUUUCAUCACACCUAUACUGUAUAGCGAAUACUUGCAGAAAACAAAGCAAAAUACAUAUAAAUGUUGAUAAAAAUGAAUAAAUGACCCUGCCUUCCACCCAAAGCCAGCUGGGGUAGACUCCAGCGUACCCCCGUGACCCUAAUGAGGAUUACGCUGCAUAGACUUAAUGUUAUGUGUACGGUCUAUGAACAUAUAAACCACCCCCACACACAUUCUAAAGAUGAUUAAAGGAUUUCCUUGCCGGGAGUGUCCCAACUCUAAAAGAACCACCAUGCAUUCUUCAAAGAGACUGAGUCGCCAAUGCGUGGAUGCUCCUUUUGGGCACUCAACUAGAUUGUUGGUGCACUGUUUGGCCGCACGAUAACAGAGACAGUAUAUGAAAACUCUUACAUAUUUUUAGCAAUAAUUUUCAUCCGAACCGAGGUUCCACUAUACUGUAUCUUUUACUUCUUUUUAUAUAUAAUAAGAAAAAGUUAUUGUGGUAUUAAAUUGUUGUGAUUCAAAUAUUCACUGCUGGGUUGUUGUGAAAGGAUUUGCAAGUUAUUUGUGCAACUUAAUCUGCAUUCUAGCUCUCUUUUCGUAAGACUCUUGCAUACAAACUGCUGGUUACCAACCUUGCCUUGCUGGAUUAGCGAGUUCAUCGCUCAUUUUCCUGUCUUUAUAGCAUUUGUUGGAAAGGCCUCUAUGUCUAUGCCAACAUUAGAGUAGUCAUAGGUAUUUUCAUAUUGUAUAGAAAUGCUAAAAUAAGAUUUUGCCAUCAUGGCCAUCUUCAAUAUUUGUUUAGGCUUAUUUUUAAAUGGAAGCACAGCCUAUUGAUUGUCUGAGGAUGAUGUGUUUGUGGAAGAAAGCCUUUGUGCAAGUCAACUGAUGGGUCUUUCUUGAUUCUGCCUGCCAACCAAGGUUCAGCAGCAUAUGAUUACAGCACAUCUGUGUGUACAUAAUGUGCAUGUGUUUGCGUGUGUUUAUCACAGAGUUCAGUCUGUGUGCUUAAUCCUCAGAUCAUCCCCCAUUCAUCCUCUCAUCCUCCUCACUUACAGCCCUAAUCCUGUCAUCCCUCACUCUUUUUUUCACCCAGCCCUUUAUCCAUUUAUCUCUUUAUCCCGUUAUCUGUCCAUCGCACCCACUGCCCUAUUGUCCCUGCCCCUGCGGACCAACUCCCUCCCAAUACUUUCCCCACCACCUCCAAUCACUUAUCCUGCCCUCCCUCCAUCUCUCUGGACCCAAUUCCAGCCAGACUCAGCAGAUGUCUGAAAGCUUGGCAUCAGGGCUUCUUUCCGCAGAGCUCCAUCCCUCCCUUAUGAAACCGCGGUGCACAGAACUGCACUCUCAUCUCUGCAACAAAACAGCCGUUCGGACGUGUGGGGCCUCAGCCACAAUAAAUUGGUGCAUUGCAGUGUGAUAAAGAUUCCUGUCCAGGUUUUAGAGCGGAACCACGGCUGGUAUUCCCUCGUUUUUGCGAGGCUCUCGUGUGUAUUUUGAAGGCAGCUGCAGCAGAGCAUGGAGAGCUUGUAGCUCACCCACGCAGCUCGCCGUCUUUAGACUGGCCUAGUAGCUAUGGCUGCUUUUUGGAGCUGACGAGCUGUCAUGCAAUAAAUAAAUCAUCUAAAAAAGCUGCAAUGCAGUGGGGGUCGCCUUCUGUACUCUCACGCUGCCAGAGUGAAUAGAAGACAGCCCUUUCUUGCCUCCCGCUUUCUCCUCGCCAGGGGUUUGAGAAGACUGCAGUGAAUCCUUGCUGAUUCCAGCCCAAUGAAGGUUUCGCUGGCUACAUGGAUGCUUGGAUAGAUUGCAGGAACCGAGGCUCAGAGGGAGGUGAAGUUUAAAAGAGGCGUGAACAAGAGGAAGCAGGGGGAGCAGUGUAACGUGAGAGACUGAAUGAUAGACAGACACGGCAAAGAGGAGAGAGAGAUAGGAGGAGAGACUGGCUGUCAGGAGUGGAGAGACGCUAAGGCCUGCAGGGGAAUUAGAGCAGCAGAGACGAAAGAGGAAAAAAAAGGCAGAGUGACAGGCAGACGAGGCUUGCGCGUUGAAGAAGCGACACCAGCUAGGGGAAGGACGAGUGGACGAGGGAGAAUUUGAAUGUGCGAGACGGACGUGGACUGAAGCCGUUGUCAGCUCAUGGUCCUGGAGCACAGGCCAAGGAGAGGAGCAGGGGGGGAGGCAGAGAUGCACCAGGAGGGGGACGUGAAAGUGGACAACUGGUCAAGAGUUGUUCUACCAGGUCAGACCAUGAUGGGACUCUACUACCCAAACACACUGCUGGGGUCUCAGGAUUCAACAGGAGCACAGGAUGGCUUGGUGGCCCCACCCUUCACAGCGUUCCCUCCUCCACCCCCUCCCCAGAAUGGGAUCGCUGGGACAGAGUUUGGCCCUGGGGCCAUGUUUGGUGCCGGGGGUCAAGGCACAGCUGAGGUAGGCGCUGGCGCUUAUGGAGACACCACCAGUUCCACCAUCAGCAACAACGGCAAGACUGAGGAAACAUCCCAGGGGGAGGCAGGAAUACAGUGCGGUACCGGGGGAGCAUCAGCAGGGGGAUCUGGAGGCGACUCCCCUGAGGCCAAAGGGACCCCCAAACGCCUCCAUGUUUCAAACAUUCCCUUCCGCUUCCGUGACCCUGAUUUGAGGCAGAUGUUUGGGCAAUUUGGGAAGAUUCUGGAUGUAGAAAUUAUUUUCAAUGAGAGGGGAUCAAAGGGUUUUGGCUUUGUGACAUUUGAGAACAGCGCAGAUGCAGAGAAAGCCAGAGAAAAGCUCCAUGGCACUUUGGUGGAAGGUCGGAAGAUUGAGGUGAAUAACGCCACUGCCAGGGUGAUGACUAACAAGAAAAUGGUCAGCCCCUACCCUAACGGAGAGGCUCUGAGCACGCUGCCUUACGCAGGGUGGAAAUUGAGCCCAAUGGUUGGGGCUGUGUACGGACCAGAGCUCUAUGCAGUCCCAGGGUUCCCGUACCCUUCAGCAGCGGCAGCGGCCACGACGGCGGCGGCGGCAGCUGCAUUCCGCGGCGCUCACCUCCGGGGGCGGGGGCGGCCCGUCUACAGCGCCGUGCGAGCGGCUGUUCCUCAGCCCGCGAUCCCCGCGUACCCCGGUGUGGUGUAUCAGGAUGGGUUUUACGGCGCUGCAGACUUAUAUGGGGGCUAUCCUGCUGCUGCCGCCGCCGCCGCCGCUGCCUAUCGCUACGCUCAGCCUGCGGCCGUAACCGGAGCAACCGCCGCAGCUGCCGCAUACAGUGACAGUUACGGACGGGUUUACACGGCAGAUCCUUAUCAUGCUUUAGCCCCAGCUGCUGCAGCCUACGGAGUGGGAGCCAUGGCCAGUUUAUACCGGGCGGGAUACAGUAGGUUUGCUCCAUACUAAAGCCACAAAUUACAUCCAAGGAAUUUCACAUCUCUCCAGAAGCCUUUUUUAAGCUCAUUGUUUGGCAGACGCACCCUUCCAUCUCUCUGCUGUUGGACUACAGUGACAACCCUGCCCCCCUGCCUCCCCCCACCUUUUUUUCUUUUUAUUGCCACAUCACCAACUCUUUCUGUCUGUGUGACGUGGCACAAUUUCUCAACGCUAACUUUUUAGAAACACUAUUGGAUCUGCGAGGAAAGAGACCGUUCCUGCUUGAUCUUCCUACACUACAAAGUCGAAAUCCUUAGUAAAUCCACACUCAAGUGUGCGUGCACCCACUCCCACGGCGUCCUUCAGCGGUGGAGCUGCAUCGCCAAUACAAAACAGACACAAAGGCAACAUCCCUCUGCUUUGGCACUAUAGUGCAUUCAUGAACCAAACUCUGAUCUCCUCUGUAUAAAAAAAAUGUAGGAAUUAUUAUUCAUUUUUUUCUUUUUCUUUUUAAGACGGCACGGAAACAUGGGAGCUUCUGACUGACAGGAACCACUAUAGUCCCAGUCACACAAAAAACAAUGAAUGGCAUGAAACCCUCAAGUUAUGCUGGGAUCCCCCACCGUCCCAUGGGUGCAAGGAAACGUAAUGUUAAAAAAAAUUGAAAAAAAAAACAAGUUUUCUUCUACAUUACCUCAGUUUUAUGUUGAUCUUGUUUUUGUUGCCAUACCUUGAUGUCUGGUUCAGUUCAUCUUUGCCACAGCAACACUAAACAUAAACGACGACGGGCCCGUUUGGAGCUUUGCGGUGAGGAACUACCGACACGACACUACUUGCCCGCUCAUCACCCACCAACCCCCCCAAAAAAGAACUUUUUCAUAGACUUUCUCCUCUGAGGCAUACGGGGAUGACAUAGGAAGCUCAACAACUGCAUUUUGGUCCCUCCUCAUGCUGGAUUGCAGUCAUGUCCUUUCAAAUCAAAUAUUUUGGACCUUUUUUUUUAUUUGUCAGUAUUUCUGGACACAACAAAUAGUCAUUUUUGUAGUGCUGUUUUUGAAGGAGGCCUGGCAAGUCUUGUUAUGUAUCACACCUCAAUAUACUCUCACUAUGUUAUUGCUGUUUGCCUUUUUUGGUUCCAAAGAUUGUUUUCUGAAGAAAGCACAUUUUUAGACUUGAUGUAUUUCUCCUUCUGUUUUUUGGGGGGUGAGUGUCUGUGCUUAUCUCGUUAUUAUAGUUUGUUUUUUUUAUCUCCGCGUUCAAGCUGUAUUUUUCUAGAUGGUUGUGUCAGACACAUUUCAACGGUCGUCAGCCCUUUUGGAAACCGGCCAACAAAACUAGCCGCAUGAUUUUAGUCCACAGGCUUAAGUUUGUUCACGUAGUCCGCAAGGCAUGCCGGGUGCACACACGGGCUUUCCAGCAGUCUUGCGGGUUGCGCAGUACGUCGUUCGCAACGGUUUUGCCUGCAGUUGGGAGUCAUGAGGGAUAUGCUGAUUCGGCAUAGGGGGGUUGCCAAAGAGGCAUGGGGACGAGGCAGCGUGUUCCUUUUGGGACGGAGGAACAAGACAUGAAUAUUGUUUUGAAGAAGCCUAUCAUCGCUUGUCUUUCUGGAGGUGCUCGUGGACGGUGGAGCACGUUGUGAGGAUGUUUUGUAUGAUUGUGACACGUGUGCAGUAGGUAUUUUUGGUGCACUCUUUUUUUUUUUUUUUUUUUUUCCUUCUUAUUACUUCGUACAAGUAUUACCAGAAGUGUUGCUAUGCAUGCUUUCGUGAGGGAGAGGCAGAUGAUGGAGAGCUUUUCCUUUGUGCAUGACUUCAAAUCUUUGUGCUGGAGGAUGGGAGGGGGGGGAACUGUUCCCAGAUAGGAGGUGACAAGAAUGGCAAGGGAGUAAAGUUCUAAAAAAAAAAAUUUAAAAAAAGAAUAAAAUAGAAGUAUCCGGGCUGUAUCUGAUUUAAUAAUCUGGUUUAUCUGUUGUGUGCCUCUGAGGUCGUCAUGGUAAUCAGCAGUCAUAUCAGAUAUGUUGAAAGUUUAAUUUGGGAUUUCCACCUCCCACGCCCCCCCCCCCCCCCCCCGUGGGUUUCCUUUUGUAAUGAAAGUGAUAACAGUGGUGAGGCAAGCCCACUGUGGGACACUUCCACUUUUUGCCUGUCAGUGAAAACAUAACAAGAAAACAAAAAAACAGAAGAUGACAGCGGCGUCUUACUUUUUCAACUCCUACACUUUUUCCGUGGAGGGAAUGUCGUUUGACGAGUGAAACACAUCAUUUGGUGACAAGACGCCAGAGGUAGCCCACAGCUGGGUCGCGACUCGUCCUCGGUGAACUCUCAACCCCCCGAGUCCCUGCGCUGUGCUCACGUCAAGGCGAACGGGGAUGAAGUGUGGAUUGCAUGUGGCCCCUUUUCUGUUCCAAAUGCUCAUUUGACAAAGUGGCUUUUCUUUACACUAUGUAACGGUUUCUUUUGCCAUCCUUGUAUCGGCCUUCUGUUUAUUCUCCAUCAUUAUUAUUGAAUGUAUAUAAUAAACUGUUUGGUUUUUA
This is a messenger RNA of Dunckerocampus dactyliophorus (ringed pipefish), 7062 nucleotides long. RefSeq names its product RNA binding protein fox-1 homolog 2-like. The transcript has 12 exons. Gene Ontology annotation, cellular component: nucleus; cytoplasm. Gene Ontology annotation, biological process: regulation of alternative mRNA splicing, via spliceosome; nervous system development. Gene Ontology annotation, molecular function: mRNA binding. The record is from RefSeq and is a predicted model, not a curated record. Bases 3327 to 4559 code for a protein of 410 amino acids. NCBI's taxonomy places the organism in Eukaryota, Metazoa, Chordata, Actinopteri, Syngnathiformes, Syngnathidae.